UGGGCAGCCUAGCUGGGAGGGGGGAUGCAUGAGAGUGAGUGUGAGUGUGGGUGUGAGUGAGUGCUCACAAGCUCCCCGGGUCACCCCCACUGGGGAUGUCUGGAGCCAAAGCAGGCUCUGCUCUCAUUAGGAAGCUCAAUGCAGUGAGGGGCUUCGGAGUUUUCCAUCCUCAGGGCUGGGGGUGAGCCCAGGUGCUGCUGCCUCGGGAGAGUUUUUCAAGUUCAAAGGCUUCGGGAGCCUGAGCAGCAUCCCCCGCUCCUUCACCCUCCGGCGCAUGUCCGUGGCCCCCAGCUCUCCUGAGAGCCUGGGGCCAGGUCUCCCUCCUCCCCAUGGCUUCCUGGAGGAGCCCUUUGACAGCACCCAGGAUGAUCUCAACACCAUGCCCAAAAGCCCCGGCCCCUAUGCCCGGUCAUCGGACAUGUACAGCCACAUGGGCACCAUGCCCAGGCUGAAUGUGGGUAAGGCCGGGAAGAGCCUGGGAAAAGCCAAGAGCAGCCAGAGCUGCCGGGUGAAAGGGACCCCCAGCAAUAAACCCCACCAGACAGCCCCGCUCCCCAACACCAAGAUGUCCAGCGAUGCUGACAUGGGCACAGACUCACCCUCAGCCAUGGGGCAAACAGAGCAGGAGGAUGAAGAAGCUCAGCCUGUGGACACCCCAGGGGCAGCGGUGGCCAGGAUGCACCAAGAGCCUGCAGGGAACGUCUCCUGCCCUGGGGCAGAGGCACCGAGCUCCAGCCUGGCUCCGAAGCCCAGCCAAACCCUGACCCCCAACACAGCAGUGGGAGCGGAGAUCACAUAUAGGGAUCUGCUGGAAAAGGGGCAAGACCAUCCUGGCAAGAGCUCCCUGGACAGCCACCACGAUGGCCUGGAGUCUGGCAGCGAAUACGUGAAGUUCUCCAAGGAGAAAUAUAUCCUUGACUCGUCACCAGAGAAGCUUCACAAGGAGCUGGAAGAGGAGCUGAAGCUGAGCAGCACUGACCUGCGCAGCCAUGCUUGGUACCACGGCCGCAUCCCUCGGGAGGUGUCAGAGAGCCUUGUGCAGAGGAACGGCGACUUCCUCAUCCGUGACUCGCUCACCAGCCUGGGCGACUAUGUGCUGACAUGCCGCUGGCGAAAUGAGCCCCUCCACUUCAAGAUCAACAAGGUGACAGUCAAGUCCAGCGAGGGCCAUACACGUGUCCAGUACCUCUUUGAACAGGAGAGUUUUGACAAUGUGCCUGCCCUGGUCCGCUUCUACGUGGGCAACCGCAAGGCCAUCUCCGAGCAGAGCGGUGCCAUUGUCUACUGCCCCAUCAACCGCACCUUCCCCCUGCGCUACCUGGAAGCCAGCUACGGGCUGGCCAACGGGAAGCAUGGGGGACCCCACAGCCCCACCACCCAGAAAGGGGGGCACAUCAAGAGGAGGAGCAUCACCAUGACAGAUGGCCUGACAGCAGACAAGAUCACCAGGGCCGAGGGGUGCCCAACCAGCGUGUCGUUGCCCCACCACAGAGACAUCAUUCGGAACUGUGCUGUCAGCGUGGACCAGAUCCAAGACCUGCACUCCCCGAUGUCCCCCAUUUCUGAGAACCCAGCAUCACCUGCCUACAGCACAGUUACACGGCUAAAGCCACAUGCCUGCCAAGCAGCUGGGAUUGCCCCAGCCUCUCCAGUCUUAAGAAGGUCCAGCGAGCCCCAGCUGUGUGCGGGGAACAACAGCAAACCUCUGCCAGACCCUGCCCACAGCACCCACUCAACUCCCUGCCACGGGUAUGCCCGUGCCUCCCCCUCUCCCUCUGUGAACAGCUACAGCGACCCGGACACGGGGCAUUACUGCCAGCUCCACCCCACCUCGCCCAUCAGCAGGGACCGGCCAGCUCAUGACACCAAGCAGCUGCCAUCAAAGAGCUAUGUGGAGAGACUAAAGGUGGAGGAAGGACAGAGAGGGACUGUGGAGAAUGGUUCUGGGGAAGCAGAGGCAGGGCAGAGGCUGAAAGGAGAACUGGACUUCGUGGGCUUUGUGCCCCCCACCAUGGAGACAACCUCCUGCUUCAACCCCACGGCCUUCCAGUCCCUGCUCAUCCCCCUGGAGAACAAACCUCUGGAGAUGGCUGUGCUCAAGAAGGUCAAAGAGCUGCUGGCAGAGGUGGAUGUGAAGACGCUGGCCAAACACAUCACCAAAGUGGACUGCCUGGUUGCCCGGAUAUUAGGUGUGACGGUGGAGAUGCAGCGGCUCAUGGGGGUGAGCUCUGGCAUGGAGCUGCUCACCCUGCCCCAUGGCCACCAGCUCCGCCUUGACCUGCUGGAACGGUUUCACACCAUGUCCAUCAUGAUCGCCGUGGACAUCCUGGGCUGCACAGGCAGCACGGAGGAGCGGGCGGCCCUGCUCCACAAAACCAUCCAGCUGGCCGCUGAGCUGAAGAGCACCAUGGGGAACAUGUUCAGUUUUGCAGCUGUGAUGAACGCCCUGGAAAUGACACAGAUCGCCCGGCUGGAGCAGACCUGGAUGGUGCUACGGCAGCGGCACACGGAGGGUGCGAUUCUCUAUGAGAAGAAGCUCAAACCGUUCCUGAAGGGACUGAAUGAAGGGAAAGAAGGGCCACCGCUGACGAACACUACCUUUCCCCACAUCAUGCCUCUUGUGACUCUUCUGGAGCGGGAUGAGGCUCUGACUGACAGCCCCGAGCCCUGGGAGACCACCGACGAUGGCGUGGAGGUGGUCAUGGCCCACCUGGAGGCAGCACGGAUGGUGGCCCACCACGGUGGGCUCUACCACACCAAUGCUGAGGUGAAGCUGCAGGGUUUCCAGGGCAGAGCAGAGCUGCUGGAGGUCUUCAGCACCGAGUUCCAGCUGCGGCUGCUCUGGGGCAGCCGUGGGGCCGAGAGCAGCCAGGCUGAGCGCUACGCAAAGUUUGACAAGGUCCUCACUGCCCUGUCCCACAAGCUGGAGCCGGCGGUGCGCUUCAGCGAGCUGUAACCCCCUGGGUGCUUGGAGACCCCCCAGCUCCCACCACGCCCCCCACCAGUGGCUGUGGAGCAAGGGAUGGGGCUGGCCACCCAGCACCAGGAGGAGAGAUGGCCCCCAAGGGCGCUGGGGGACAGCUCAGAAACGUGGAGAGAAAGAGGAGGAAAAGCAGCCACCUCCCAGCUCCCCCCAACCUCCUCGGGGCACAGCAGGCCCAGGAGUCUGCACCACUGCCCUGAAGGAUGGGGAUGCUGCCUGGGCAGGCCAGCACCGGUGUCCGCCACCCAGCCCUGCCGAGGUCCGUGACUGCACUGUGCCCCUCGCCUCGCCCUUUGGUUUUGUUCCUUCUUCAUUUCUGUCCUGCCUGCGGCCGCUGGCUCCUGCUUGUAAAUAUGUUUUCAGGGUCACGUCUGGGUGUACAGACUUGCAGAGGACGGUUCUCGUUGUAAAUAAUUAGGCUCAUUCGUUUCGUUUUGUAAAUACAUGUACAUAAAUCAUGGGCUCGGUUCUUACAUACAAUAAAGUUUUAUGCUGUCCCCCA
This is a messenger RNA of Falco peregrinus (peregrine falcon), 3485 nucleotides long. RefSeq names its product SH2 domain containing 3C (gene SH2D3C). Gene Ontology annotation, molecular function: phosphotyrosine residue binding; guanyl-nucleotide exchange factor activity. The record is from RefSeq and is a predicted model, not a curated record. The transcript is spliced from 12 exons. Lineage: Eukaryota; Metazoa; Chordata; Aves; Falconiformes; Falconidae. Bases 275 to 2956 code for a protein of 893 amino acids. Gene Ontology annotation, biological process: small GTPase-mediated signal transduction; positive regulation of peptidyl-serine phosphorylation.